Molecule: messenger RNA, 1566 nt
Organism: Striga hermonthica
Lineage: Eukaryota; Viridiplantae; Streptophyta; Magnoliopsida; Lamiales; Orobanchaceae
Source: the annotation of a GenBank genome assembly
AUGGCCCCGAAAUCCCAGCGUGUGAGCUCCCGUCCGAGGCCUCGGAGGUUUUUCUUUGUGUUUGUAGUACUACUAGUAGUUUUGGUGGCACUAUGCGUUUUGGGGAUGUUGGGGAUGUUUUCAGUGACGCACGUUCAGAAGAUGUCCUACUUGUUGCGCCCCCUCUGGGACAAACCCCCAACCCCUUUCCACCACAUUCCCCAUUACUACGCGGAGAACGUCUCGACCGAGUACCUCUGCCGCCUUCACGGGUGGUCCCCGCGCCCUUCCCCCCGCCGCGUGUUCGACGCCAUCAUCUUCAGCAACGAGCUCGACCUCCUCGAGAUCCGAUGGAACGAGCUCCGUCCGUACGUCGCCAAGUUCGUCGUCCUCGAGGCCAACACCACCUUCACCGGCAUCCCCAAGCCCCUCUAUUUCUCCCGUAACCGCAGACGCUUCUCCAAUUUCGACAAUAUGGUCGUCCACGGCGUGUUCCCGGGUCGGGUCGGGUCAGGCAGGGACCCGUUCCGGCUGGAGUCGGAGCAGCGCGUGGCCAUGAACGAGCUGCUGCGCCGCGCCGGGAUUGCGGACGGUGACCUCGUCAUCAUGUCGGAUGCGGACGAGAUCCCGAGCCCCCACACGGUGAAGCUCCUCCAGUGGUGCGAUGGGUUUCCACCCGUGUUACAUCUCCAGCUCAGAAACUACAUGUACUCGUUCGAGUUCCCGGUGGACUACAGCAGCUGGCGGGCUUCGGUACAUAUAUACGGGCGAGGGACUCAGUACCGGCAUUCGAGGCAGGCAGACGUGAUCCUGUCGGACGCUGGCUGGCACUGCAGCUUCUGCUUUCGGCAUCUGAGGGAUUUCGUGUUAAAGAUGACGGGGUACAGCCACGCGGACCGGGUGAGGAGGAAGGAGUUUCUGAGGUAUUCGAGGAUUCAGAAGGUGAUAUGCAGUGGGGAGGACUUGUACGAUAUGCUUCCUGAGGAGUACACGUUUAGGGAUUUGAUCAAGAAGAUGGGGCCCAUUCCCAGCUCGGCCUCGGCUGUUCAUGUCCCGGCUUAUUUGAUUCAGAAUGCCGAUAAGUUUAAGUUUCUUCUGCCGGGAGGCUGUUUGCGUUCGCCCGGAUCACUUUCUUAUGAUCUUGGACUUACAAAACUCAAUUGGAGAAGAAGCUUUUCUGCCUUGUUUUCCUUGCAGAAUGCAAAUGAGGGCCCAUUCCAACAGACCUUGACCGACCCGGUAGUCCAAGCAAGACGGCCCGAUCCGCAAGUCCCAACAAAAUUUGAGACCAUCCGACCAGCACCGCCCGAGACUACCGGAGAACCGAGCUCUACUCCGACAUCCCCUCCAGAAGGCGCAACUGACAAACAAACCCUAGGAGCGAGGGUUAUCUACCGACAACUUAAGACACUUCAGCAGAGAAGUCGCCAAUCGCCAACAAGCCAAAGAGCCGUCAACAAAUUGGGGCUAACCUCCGUAAAACCCGACCACAACCUAGCCCUGACCUUCGAGUACCGAUCUCACCUGCGGAGCAACAGAGACGAAGGCGAAAUAGUCUUCAGAGAGUGGGGCGAGCAGUCAAGAUGA